Molecule: messenger RNA, 1541 nt
Organism: Talpa occidentalis (Iberian mole)
Lineage: Eukaryota; Metazoa; Chordata; Mammalia; Eulipotyphla; Talpidae
Gene: RBFA
Product: ribosome binding factor A
Exons: 8
Coding region: 1-1077 (358 amino acids)
Biological process (GO): rRNA processing
Source: RefSeq, a predicted model, not a curated record
AUGCCGGCCCACCCGCUGGCCUGGCUCGCAGCCCCCAAAGCUGGACUUGGCCGAGUGCCGCGGCCACACCGCCGCCUCCUGGGGGAACCGGCUCCUGGGACUCCCGGGGAAGGGGCGCCGGGCAGGGCCGCCCCUGCCCUUCGCGUCGCCCGCACGCACGUCGCUCGGCUACGUCACGCCGCACGCGCAUACGCCGCCCACGUCGCCCCGCACGCGUCGCCGGCUCCGCUGCCGCGGCCAUGUGGGCGGCGGCCCGCGCGCUCGGGGGGCCCCGCGCGUGGCUCGGCGGGGCUCGGCGGCCGCCACGCGGGGCCCCUCCCCGCCCGCGCGCGGGGCCUGCGCGCCUCGCCCGCCGCCGGCGCCCGGAGCCCGCUCGGGAAGUUCGCCGCCAGGACCAAAAAAAAGUUUUGGUACGAAGGCCCUUCCUUGGGCGCCCACUUGACGCCCGCCCCGCCCCCGCUGUCGGCCCUGCCCCAAGGCUCCCCCCGGAAAACCAGGAGGGGUGACCACGUGCGCCUGAGGGCCCUGAACGGCCUCCUGCACAAGGCGCUGGCCGAGCUGCUGUGCACCCCAGGCGUGAACCCGCAGCUCUGCGACGGGGACGUGGUGCUCUCCAAGGUCUCCCUGGCCGCAGACUUCUCGGCCUGCCGUGUGUACUGGAGGAGCGCCCGCCCCGCCGAGCACCACGCCAGCACCGGGGCUGCCCUGCAGAGGAGCGCGCCGCAGCUAAGGCACCUCCUGGCGUCUCUGCAAAUCCUCAGGAACGUGCCCCCGAUCGUGUUUAUGCAGGACAAAGGCGAUGCGGCGCAGGCCCAGGUUGAUCUUUUACUGAGAGCCGCUGACUUUGGACCCCCAGGUGGGAAGGAAGACCCGCUGCAGGACUUGAGGGACACCAAGGGCCCGAGGCCACGUGAGGCUCGGGGCUCCCCAGCGCACACCGGUCUGUGCGGGCUCGACCAUGAGCUGCUGAGCCAGCAGGUGGCCGCCUACAAGAGGAAGAAGGAGAGCAGGGCCCGGAGGGUUCCGGAGCCGGUGGCUGCCACAGAGGGAGACGACCCCAGCGCGAGCAGACGCUGACCUCUCCCCCAGGAGUCUCCAGGGGACCGCUGGAGCAGGGCCCCCACUCCCGGAUUGAGAUGGGGAGGCUCGGAUGGGAAGGGGGGCGGUCGCCGCGGGAAGGGGUGGCAUGACUGACUUUGGGAGCAGGGUGGGCCCGCGCCCUGAGGCCCUAGGGGUUCACAUGGUGGCUGGGGGCUGGGUGUGAAGGCGGCAGGGUGUGAAGGGUGGCUGCGUGCGCCCAGGGGCGGGGCUGGCUGCUUGGGCAACGGGAGGAAAUAAAGCAAACCCGUGAGCCCGGUGGCGAGACCUUCUCUUGGCGGCUCCGCCCUAGCGCCACCCCCUUGACCUGUGGAGCUGGGAGCUGAGACAGCUCAGCCAGUUGGGGAGGCUGGCGGGGCUGUGCUUUGGGGAUGGUCCCAGGAGUGAGCCGCCCCCACCCCGGGCCGGGCCAGUGCCCCCACCACCUUCCUGGUGGGCGUGGU